AUGUCAUGUACCUGUUGCACAGAGCCGCCAAGAGCUGCGAGUAGCUUACCAGAAGAUCCUUUCUACGUUCACACGUCUACGGUGUUUGAUUCCCUCACUGGCCAGUUCUUAACGGACGUCUCUUUUGAAGUGGACCCAGCCACAGGUUUGAUAACUCAAGUCCUACACCGAGAGAGCGAUCUGCCCGUUUCUGUCACAGAUAUUGACCUCAGAGGCAAGAUCGUCAUGCCCGGCUUUGUGGACGCACACACCCAUAUUUUUCUUCACUCGUACGACGAGGCCGACAAUGCAAAGCAGAAGCGUGAUGAGAGCUUUGUGGAGCGGAUCAUCCGGGCCACCAACCACUGCAGAGCAGCGCUCAUGGCCGGGUACACUACUUACAGAGACCUGGGGUCAGAGGGGACGCAGGAGGCGGACGCAAGUUUUAGAGAUGCUAUCAACAGAGGCAUUGCCGUGGGUCCACGGCUUUUCGUCGCCACAAAAGUGCUAGCGUCGGUUGCUGGCGUCAAGACGCACACGGAGAACACAAUUGGUGGCACUAGGUUGCCGGUUGCCAGUGAAGAGUGCGACGGCGAGGACGAAAUUAGAAAAGCCGUGAGACGGCGUAUUGGGCUGGGCUGCGACGUGAUUAAGUUCUUUGCCGACUAUCGCAAGCGUAUCAUGCGCUAUCCGCCGGCAGUGCAGCACCCAUACGUCUCGUCGGUGAUGUUUCCGCCAGAGAAUCCCAACCCCGAUGUGGUGCUCUACACGCAGAAGGAGAUGAACGUCAUUUGCGAAGAGGCGCGAAACGCGGAUUGUCCCGUUGCAGCACACUGCACAACCAACAGGGCAGCGGCGAUGGCCGCAAGAGCCGGUGCACACACAAUUGAGCACGGCUUCUGGUGUAACACAGACACUCUUGCGACACUCAAGGAAAAUGGAUGCAUUCUCGUGCCGACUCUGGCCAUUGCCGAACGGCUAUACGGCUCUCGAUUCGCAGAAAUGCUUGUCAAGACACACAAAGCCUGGAAAAUGGGCUUGCGUCAAGCGUGUGGAGGCGACACAGGGACAUUCAACCACGGAGAAAACGUGAGAGAGGCAGAGCUUUUUUUGGAAGCAGGAAUCUCGCUCGAAGACACCUUGAGGUCCCUGACCUACCACGGCUGGCUGGCCUGCGGCAGCGACUUCUGCGGGAGAAGGUUUGGCUGGCUGGCAGAGGGCACCGCCGCAGAUAUGGUAGCUCUCGACAAAGACCCUCGUCAGGACACCACGGCCCUGCGGCAUGUAUCCUUUGUAAUGAAGGAUGGCCGCGUGUACAAGAGAAAUGGAAAGCAAGUAGUUAGUUAA
This is a messenger RNA of Ogataea angusta, 1326 nucleotides long. RefSeq lists its product as uncharacterized. Gene Ontology annotation, molecular function: hydrolase activity, acting on carbon-nitrogen (but not peptide) bonds. Bases 1 to 1326 code for a protein of 441 amino acids. NCBI's taxonomy places the organism in Eukaryota, Fungi, Ascomycota, Pichiomycetes, Pichiales, Pichiaceae. The transcript has a single exon. The record is from RefSeq and is a predicted model, not a curated record.